Lactuca sativa (garden lettuce) is the source of this 766-nucleotide messenger RNA. RefSeq names its product zinc finger SWIM domain protein (gene SSN2). Gene Ontology annotation, molecular function: zinc ion binding. The record is from RefSeq and is a predicted model, not a curated record. Gene Ontology annotation, cellular component: Shu complex. Gene Ontology annotation, biological process: double-strand break repair via homologous recombination. Lineage: Eukaryota; Viridiplantae; Streptophyta; Magnoliopsida; Asterales; Asteraceae.
AGUCUAUGACUACAAUUUUAAGAGUUUAAAGUUUUAAUUAGCACAAUAAUUUUAAGAGUUUAAGGGCUUAAUUAGCACAAUUUAAAGCUAGCGGUUUCUAUAACUUUCUGACUUUAACAAUGAACAUUAGUGUUUCAAAGAAUUCUAAUAUCUCAAUCAUUUUAUUGCUACUGAAGCUACUACAUCAGAUAAACAAAAUUAGGGUUUAAACUUCAAACAUACAAUGACCUCCAGCAGCUUGUUAGUCGCAGAAACCAUCUGGACAGAAAUCCAAUCCACUCGUUCAGUGACGGAUGAUCAGCUUUCGAUUUUGCAUACUUUAUUUGGUAAAAAUCUGGAAAGGGCAAGCAGGAUAGUUGAUCAACGAGGUGUCAAGAAGAUAUCCGGAGAACCCAGUGGGCGCUCCAUCUUUCAGAUUACGGGAGAGUCUAAAAAGAAGGAAGAAUACCUUUGUUUCCCAGAACACUAUUGUGCUUGUUAUUCGUUUUUCUAUGACAUUGUCAACAAAAGAGAACAGCUUUGUUGCAAACAUCAAUUGGCUGCUAGACUUGCUGUGUCAUUGGGUACAUGUGUUGAUGUGAAGGUGUCUGAUGAACAACUCGCAUAUCUUCUUGCAAAACUCUAACAUGAUACACAACUUGAUAGUUUUUGAAGAUAUAACAGUUAUCAAAAUCUAUUAAUCAUAUAACAUAAGAAAUGUAGGAACAAGUAUGGAAUGGAAUGACAAGGAAAUGGAAUGGAAUUGAUCAUUAUCAUUCGGUUGUCA